Messenger RNA from Eremomyces bilateralis CBS 781.70, 5265 nucleotides. RefSeq lists its product as uncharacterized. The record is from RefSeq and is a predicted model, not a curated record. The transcript is spliced from 3 exons. NCBI's taxonomy places the organism in Eukaryota, Fungi, Ascomycota, Dothideomycetes, Eremomycetales, Eremomycetaceae. The coding region runs from base 1 to 5265 and encodes 1754 amino acids. Gene Ontology annotation, cellular component: fungal-type vacuole; fungal-type vacuole membrane. Gene Ontology annotation, biological process: transmembrane transport. Gene Ontology annotation, molecular function: ATP hydrolysis activity; ABC-type peptide transporter activity; ATP binding.
AUGUUUGUCGGCUGUAAAGGAUCGCUGUGGAGGGAUGAUGACUUCUCCAAGUGCUUCCAACGAAACUAUUUGCAAAUUUUCCUCCCUCUAAUAGCAAUCGGAGCGUCCAUCGCAUAUCUUCUGAUCCAACUGUUCGUCGCGUACAGCCGAUCCCGCCGACCCCAUGAAUAUAAACUCGCCGAUCCAGUUGGCAACGGCCAGCACAUAUGGCCAGCCGACGCCCCCCGAGUCGGACGCAAUGACUCCGCAUAUAACUCCGAGGACGCAUCCAGCGACGAACUCAACCAUUCGCCAACCCUCGACCUUCGACCCGUGAAGACCCAUGAGUCCGUCGUGGAAGUCGAUAAGCCGCUGGGCGAACUUUGGAUCGUCGUUUUGGAAGAGGCAGCCGUGCUGGCUACGCUUGGGAUACAGGCGGCAAGGCUGAUCCUUAAGGUGGAUGGAAGAUAUGGGCAACAUGCAGAGAUUGCGGGCCUGGUCGUCUGGGCGUACAUUGCGACGAUCGCUUCGCUUCGACUCCUCUUCUCCGCUACCCAUCGACUGUCGUUCCCGAAGUUGUGGUACCACACGGCAUUCAUCUAUGGGUAUCUCUGGGUAAUUUCGGUGUUGCUAUUCCGCUCCGCUCUCCUUCAUCCGCGAUCGGACCUGGCGCGAGGCUUGUCAAUCGCAGAGUUUUCGUUGACCAGCCUCCUGUUCUUGAUCUCCCUCACAUCCCGCAAGGGAAAUAAGGUGGUGGAAUUGGAGUAUGAAAAUGGCAUACAGCCUUCAAAAGAGCAGACUGCGAGCGUUCUCUCCCUCGCCACCUUUGGAUGGGUUGACGCAAUCGUGUGGAAAGGCUAUCAAAAGACGUUCGAGAUGUCCGAUGUCUGGAAUGUUUCUCCUCAUGACAAGGCGGCCUAUGUGAUCGCAACCUACCGUCAGCUCAAGAAGACGCACGCGCUCGCAUGGCAUCUCCUCCGCUUCUUCCGGAGACAGCUGCUGAUUCAAGCGGCCUGGGCCGGUCUAUCAGGUUUCUUGACCUUCGCCCCGACGCUUCUGCUGAAAGUCAUCUUGGAAUACGUCGAACAACCAUCGAUGUUUCCUCGAAACGCAGCGUGGUUCUUCGUCAUGCUUCUGUUCGUUUCCGGCUGCGCUUCAGCAUUGGCAGACGGACAAACAUUGUGGAUCGGCCGAAAGAUCUGUAUUCGGAUUCGUGCGGUCAUCAUCGGCGAGAUUUACUCCAAGGCAUUGAAGCGAAGGGUCGGAAAUUCUGGCGACAAAGUCUUAGGCCAAGAGAAAAAGCGAGCUGAUGGAAAGGGGGGUGGCUCCACGAUGAAGCGGCUAGUGCGAAGAUUUACGAUGAAGAAGAGCGAGGACAAGAAGCCCGCAGCAGUCGAGAUCGAUGAGGGGAUUGUCUCUUCUGGAGCUGUCAUAAAUUUGAUGGCGGUGGACUCGUUCAAGCUCAGUGAAAUUUGUGCCUACUUGCACUUCCUGUGGGCCGCGACACCGGUUCAAGUCAUAACUGCGGUCGUCCUGCUCUACCAAAUCCUCGGUUACAGCUCCAUCGCUGGUAUUGGUCUGAUGGCUGGACUUCUCCCGAUCAACCUCUUGAUCUCGAAGAAAUUCUCGUCCAUCCAGAAGCAGAUUCUGGCUGCCACGGAUUCGCGCAUCAACUCCACCAACGAAGUCCUGAGCAAUAUCCGCAUCAUCAAAUUCUUCGCUUGGGAACAACGCUUUAUUGGGCAAGUGGACGAAACGCGAUCCAAGGAGCUCGGUGCUCUUCGAAGAAAAUACAUGUGGUGGGCGACGGCUGCAACAGUGUGGUCUGGUUCACCGAUUGUGAUUACGUUCCUCUCGUUCUUCAUAUAUACGAUCAUUGAGAAACGAGACCUGGUGCCAUCCGUCGCGUUCACGGCCCUCUCCUUAUUCCAGAUCCUUCGCAUCCCCCUCGACCAGCUCGCAGACAUGGUUGCCCACGUUCAAGAAUCGAAGGUCUCCGUCGACCGUAUUGACGAGUUCCUAAAUGAGGCGGAAACCGACAAGUACAACCAGCUGCAUGACGAAGAUGAGGAUGAGGACGACGAGCAACUGAUCGGCUUCGAGAAAGGAACAUUCUCCUGGGGAUACAACCCCGCGAAUGGGAAAUUCUCUGAUGACGAUGACACUCCGAAGCAAGAUGAUGCCUUCCGGUUAAUGGACCUGAAUGUUUCUUUUUGUCCAGGCGAGUUAAACGUUGUCGUUGGACCAACGGGAUCUGGAAAGUCAAGCCUCCUCAUGGCCCUUCUCGGCGAGAUGACGUUACUGUCAGGGCGGGUUUUCCUUCCCGGUGGUCGAAGCAGAGAGGAUCUUAGACCAGACCCAGAGACCGGGCUCACCGAAUCGGUUGCAUACUGCGCGCAACAAGCAUGGCUAGUCAACGAUACCAUCCGGGAAAACAUUCUUUUCGCGGACACAUACGAUGCCCAGCGUUACAAGGAUGUCAUCGUUGCCUGCAGCUUGCAACGUGACUUGGAGAUUUUAGAUCAUGGGGAUCAGACCCUUGUGGGCGAGAAAGGCGUUACCCUCUCCGGUGGCCAGAAACAGCGCAUAUCCUUAGCUCGAGCGCUCUACUCCCACGCACGACAUGUCCUGCUUGACGACGUGCUCAGCGCCGUCGACUCCCACACCGCCAAAUGGAUCUUCGACCAAGCCAUCCUUGGACCGCUGAUGUACAACCGAACCUGCAUCCUGGUCACUCAUAACGUCGCCCUCUGCCUGCCGCACGCACACGAGGCCAUUGUCAUGGAAAACGGCCGCAUCGUCACCCAAGGGACCUCUCGAGAAGUCAUUAAUUCCGGGAAACUAUCCGAGGACCUCAGCAAGAGCGGGACCGUGUCGCCCGGACCGAGCCGCGUCGCCUCGAGGGUGCCGAGUGAUGUCGGAGUGGACGAACCGAACGAUAUUAAUGACUUGGCCCGGGCAACCAGUCGAGAUUCAGCAGCGACGGCCAUUAAUGACUCCGACGCCGACGGAUCGCCGAUGAAGCCGGCGAAUGGGCCUCCCUCCGGCUUAGAUGCUGCGACCGGCACCGAGCCGAUCGAAAUGCGACAGGGGCUCACCGAGACGAAAGCUGAAGGAGGCGUCAAGCUGGCGGUCAUCGCCCUCUAUUUCAAAGCCAUGGGCCGGUGGUACUAUUGGGUUGCUGCGGCUUUUGUAUUCAUCGCUCAACAGAUCACCAGCGUGGCGACGAACGUAUGGAUUCGCGAAUGGGCGAACGCUUACACGGUUCGACGGACAAGUGGAGCUAGCGCUCUCGAUUUGGAGCAAGACUACUCUCCAGCCCCAAAUACAAUGGCCGGCGCAACUCAUUUCGGUACCUUGUCCGGACUUGGAAGCUGUUUGAGCAGCGGAACUUGUCCCUGGGGCAUCCCAAGUUCCUGGAGCGGGAACACGAGUGACCACGGCAAAGCCAGAAGCCAUUAUGGAGCGAAUAUGCUCCCGUUCGCCUCAAACGACAAUAAAGAUGUCAAUCCCGGCUACUAUCUCACCAUCUAUGCGGUGCUUGGUCUCAUUUACAUGUUUGUCACAUUGGCUCGGGAAGGCGUUCUCUUCGCGGGAUCAUUGACGGCAUCGCGGAGGAUUCAUACGAGACUGAUCCAGGCCGUUUCCCGAGCCAAGUUCCGAUUCUUUGACUCGACGCCAUUGGGACAGAUCAUGAAUCGCUUCUCCAAAGACAUCGAGGCCAUCGACCAAGAGGUUGCUCCGACCGCCAUCGGCGUCAUCCAUUGCCUGGCUUCGAUUAUCACGAUUGUCAUCCUGAUUUCCGUGAUCACCCCCGCCUUCUUGAUCGCUGGGUUCUUCAUUUCCAUCUUCUACUUCCUCAUCGGGAAGUUCUAUAUCAACUCCUCUCGCGACCUAAAGCGGCUAGAGUCCAUCCAACGGAGUCCGCUCUACCAGCAAUUUGGUGAGACCCUCUCGGGAAUGACGACGAUCCGCGCAUAUGGAGACGAGCGACGAUUCAUCCGAGAGAACCUCGCCAAGAUCAACACCCACAAUCGACCAUUCAUCUACUUAUGGGCCGCCAACCGCUGGCUGGCGUUCCGCGUCGACGUGGUAGGCGCCAUGGUAUCGUUCUUCACAGGCGCCUUCGUUCUCCUUUCCGUUGGCAAGAUUGACGCUGGCGCGGCCGGUUUAGCGAUGACGUACGCCGUGACCUUCACCGAAAACGUGCUGUGGUUUGUCCGUCUCUACGCGGCCAACGAGCAGAACAUGAACUCGGUGGAGCGCAUCAAAGAGUAUCUCGACGUCGAGCAGGAGGCGGCCGCCAUCAUUCCGCACACGCGCCCCCCGAGCAACUGGCCGAGUCAGGGUUCGGUGGAGUUCAUCGCGUACUCCACGCGGUAUCGAGCAGACUUUGAUUUCGUGCUGAAGAAGAUCACGUUCAAGAUUGCGCCGGGCGAGAAGGUCGGCGUUGUGGGUCGGACGGGCGCCGGGAAGAGUAGCUUGGCGCUCGCGCUUUUCCGGGCGUUGGAGGCGGAAGAGGGGAAGAUUUUGGUGGACGAUGUGGACAUUGGGUUGAUUGGCCUGCAGGAUUUGAGGGAGAAUAUCGUGAUGGUGCCACAAGAUCCAACAUUGUUUACUGGUACCAUUCGAAGUAAUCUGGAUCCUUUCGGCCUGUUUACCGAUGAGGAGAUCUACGCUUCUCUCCGUGGUGUGCAGCUUAUCAGCGAGACUUUUUCGUCUACGGCAGCCACGAACUCGCCGGCGCGCCCUACCACACCCGCGGUCAAAUUAAACGCGGCCGAUACAACUGCCAGUUCAUCCGACGCCGAAAUCGACAUCCAUCCAUCCCAACCCAGUUCUGUCGACCCCCUCACCGCCGAAAACAAAAACAUCUUCCGCAACCUCUCCUCCCCCGUCACCGAAUCGGGCUCCAACCUCUCCCAAGGCCAGCGCCAACUCCUCUGCCUCGCCCGCGCGAUGCUGAAGACCCCGAAAGUCCUCCUUAUGGACGAAGCGACGGCCAGCAUCGACUACGCGACGGACGCGAAGAUCCAGGAGACGAUCCGCGAGCUGCAGAACACGACUAUCACGAUCGCGCACCGGCUGCAGACGAUUAUCGACUACGACAAGGUGCUGGUGCUAGACAAGGGCGCAGUCAUCGAGUACGGGGACCCGUACGACCUCGUGACGACGGAGGGGGGCACGUUCCGCGGGAUGUGCGAGACGACAGGCGAUCUGGAGGGGUUGGUAAGAGACGCAAAGACGGCGUGGAAGGCGAGGCAGGCUGAGCAUCAAAAGCCGUGA